Messenger RNA from Megalobrama amblycephala (Wuchang bream), 4513 nucleotides. RefSeq names its product myocyte enhancer factor 2cb (gene mef2cb). Gene Ontology annotation, biological process: positive regulation of transcription by RNA polymerase II; cell differentiation. Bases 479 to 2017 code for a protein of 512 amino acids. NCBI's taxonomy places the organism in Eukaryota, Metazoa, Chordata, Actinopteri, Cypriniformes, Xenocyprididae. The record is from RefSeq and is a predicted model, not a curated record. Gene Ontology annotation, molecular function: RNA polymerase II cis-regulatory region sequence-specific DNA binding; DNA-binding transcription factor activity, RNA polymerase II-specific; protein dimerization activity. The transcript has 11 exons.
AACCCGAUUAUUUGCCCUGCGUAGAGAGAGAGAGAGAGAGAGAGAGCGAGAGCGAGAGAGAAAGAGAGAGAGAGGCUGAGGCGCGGAGCUCAACAUCAUCAGUCGCAAUAACGGCUUAAUCAUUCCUCACCGUGGACGACCGACACCAACUUCAGCAUCUGAAACGCUUUAUUAGACAGGAGAAAAGAAACACGCAUUUAGAAAACGACACUUUUUCCCGGUGGUGCUGGUGAUUUUUGCUGGAUUUUAAGUGUGAAGCGGUAAAGUCCACCCGGCGGUUCAACACCUUCAGUCACACCGCAGGACAAACUUCACCGGACACACUUCAGACGCGCCAUGAAGUACAGCUACUGGAAUCUUUGAAUUGAGCGGAGGAAGUCGAGAGAAGAAAGCCUGGUUUGAAGAAAACGCAAGCAAAAACAGAGGGACAAAAGAAUAAAGUUCAGUGGUGAAAGAGAGAGACGAAAAGACGGGGACAAUGGGGAGGAAAAAGAUUCAGAUCACACGGAUUAUGGAUGAACGCAACAGACAGGUGACGUUUACAAAGAGAAAGUUUGGACUGAUGAAGAAAGCCUACGAGCUGAGCGUGUUGUGUGACUGUGAGAUUGCCCUCAUCAUCUUCAACAGCACCAACAAGCUGUUCCAGUAUGCCAGCACAGAUAUGGACAAAGUGUUGCUGAAAUACACUGAGUACAAUGAGCCACAUGAGAGCAGGACCAACUCUGACAUUGUGGAGACCCUGAGAAAGAAGGGUCUAAAUGGCUGUGACAGCCCCGACCCCGACGCAGACGACUCAGUGGGCCACAGCCCAGAGUCGGACGACAAGUUCCAUAAGAUCAACAACGACAUUGAUCUGCACAUGAUCAGCAGACAGAGGAUAUGUGCAUUGAGCAAGAAGGAGAACAAAGGCGGCGAGAGCCUGGAGCUCGAGUCUGCUCUCGCUCUCACUCCGCGCACGGAGGAGAAAUACAAACAGAUUAACGAAGAGUUUGAUCUAAUGAUCAAGACUCAGAAGAUACCUGCGGUGCCCUCUUCUACCUACGAGAUGCCCAUCCCCGUGAAUAACCAGAUCUACCCAGGCAAUCAUAACCUGCUUCCACUGGCCCACCAUGGCCUGCAGAGAAACAGCAUGUCACCCGGGGUCACACACAGACCACCUAGUGCAGGUGGUCUGAUGGGCACUGAUCUCUCCACUGGCGCGGGCACCAGUGCUGGAAAUGGCUAUGGAAACCACCGUAACUCUCCAGGACUUCUGGUGUCCUCCGGAGGAAUGAACAAGAGCAUGCAGGCCAAGUCCCCUCCACCAGUGAACCUGGGGAUGAACAGCCGUAAGCCUGACCUCCGAGUGCUCAUCCCACCUGGGGCCAAGAACAACAUGCCCUCCAUUAACCAGAGAAUAAACAACUCUCAGUCUGCACAGUCACUGGCUACCCCCGUGGUUUCUGUAGCGACGCCCACUCUACCAGGGCAGGGAAUGGGCGGUUACCCAUCAGCCAUUUCCACCUCAUAUGGUACUGAAUAUUCUCUGAGCAGUGCAGAUCUGUCCUCUAUAUCUGGCUUCAACAGUGCCAACACUCUGCAUCUGGGCUCAAUGAGCGGAUGGCAGCAACAUCAGAUCCAGAACAUGCAGCACUCUGCCCUCAGUCAGCUGGGAAAUUGCUCUAGCACUCACUUAUGUCAGGGUUCAAAUCUCUCCCUGCCCUCUACUCAAAGCCUGCACAUCAAGUCCGAACCUGUUUCUCCUCCUAGAGAUCGAUCCAGCAGCACCACGCCCGGCGGCUACGGCCCGCUACCAUCCCACCAGCAGCACCAGGGCCCGCCCCCACAGGGGCGACAGGACUCGGGCCGCUCCCCGGCCGACAGCCUCAGCAGCUGCGGCAGCUCGCACGAGGGCAGCGACCGCGACGAUCACCGUCCCGACUUCCAUUCGCCCUUAGGAUUGGGUCGGCCCGGCCUGGACGAGCAAGACAGCCCAUCCAUCAAGCGCGUCCGCCUCUCGGAGGGGUGGGCCACAUGAUAAGCGAUGCCCCCCUUGGACAGCCCCAUCCUCGAUCUUGACCUCCCCACGCGAAGCGGCGUGGUUCCACGGCGCCUCACAUGUUCUCGCUUUCUCUCUGCCGUUUAUGACUAGUCACAAUCAUUGCUCUCCUUUAUUCUCUGAUUUGCUGUGGAGAGGGGAGGAAGUGCUCUCUCUUUUUUUUUUUUUUUUUUAUUAUUAUUUUAUCAGAGUGUGUCUGAUAUACAUAUUGUUGUGAUUGACGGGUUUUCAGGGAGGGAAACAGGAAGGAGGACUAGUUCAACCGGGUCGGGGAGGGUUUAGUGGGCGGGCUACUAUGCAUAACUUGUGCAGUGUGUGGAAUACAAUGUAAAGAAUUACCAUAUAUGCAUAUAUAUUUACACGUUGUGUAGGUGUACAUGUAUGCAGAGUAACAAACCAACAAAAAGUGUCAGGUACUCUUGGAUCUUCUUUUUUUUUUUUUUUUUUUGUAAAGUACUUGCCUCGGUGAUGUUCAGCCACAAGAGGAGCACAGCAGAGAGGUGACAGCUUAGCACUUGAGUUGUUGUACCAGUACAAUAUGUACAGAUUCCUUUUUUUAGUGCCACUCUCUUCAGAGGGCCCCUUCGCUAAAUGUAUGUUAUGGGUGACAAUGUCAUGUUGCAGGUUCAACGUAUUGUACAUAGAGACAAGGCUGGGACACGGGGGAAGGGUCAAGGUUGGUAAAAUAUUACUGAUUUCACACAAACAAAACUGUUAUGCAAGAAUUUCGAAGGAUUGUACAGAUUUAUGUGCAGGUUCCUUGGUUAAGUUAUGGGGGAGUGGGUAUUUCAGGAAAAAACUCUCCUGCUGAAGGAAAAAAAAAAUAGCAGGACGGAGUCGCAGAGAUGAAGGACUUUAAAUUAAGAGCCAUGUUACUUCAGUCUGAUGACAUUUAAACCUAGGACUUGCAGUUGUUGUUCAGUAUUAAAAGAAGAAAAAGAGAAAAAAAAAAAAGUAUGAUACACUUGCUUCUAUUUUCAUAUCAAAAAGGAAUACAAUGCAAAGCAUUUUUGUGGCUUUUUGUAGUUUAUAAGAGCCAGAAUGUGUUUUGAUAGCUUUGCUUAUAUGAGAAAUGAUAGUAAAAGAACGAGAAACUUUGGGCUUUUCAACCAUAAGCCAUGAAAUCUGAGACAGUGAAUUCUUGCUUUGCUCAAUGUUUUUUUUUUUUUUUCCUCUCUCUCUCUCUCUCUCUUUGUAGAAGUUUUGUUUUUAAACGUGUAUUUCUAAGUAUAUUGAAUAAUAAUAUUAAGAAUCUUUUUAAAGAAUCUGUGAAAUUAACAUGCUUGUGUAUAGCUUUCUAAUAUAUGAAUAUAUAUGAUAAAAAAAAAAAAUAUGGUCAUAACUUUUUCCCCAUUGCAGGGGAAAUGUGCAGUUGCACACGUUAAUUUUUUCUUUCCCCUUCCUUUUUUUUCCUUCACCGGACUGAGUCUUUUAGGGGCAAAUACAUUCAGAAUGACAUUUUGAAAUUUAACUCACACUCAUAAAUAUAUGCCCCCUUUUUUUAAAGCACAAGAUACUUGCCCAGAUCUCCACUUUGGUCUGGAAUAUUCAAAACCUUUUAAAGUUUCCAGUGUCACAUUAAUCGACAUUGCACUGAAGAUUUUAUAAUAUACAGUAAGACAGCACAGUCAUAGAUACCUCAUGACUGCUUGUGUAAGCUUGUAUCAUCAUUUAGUGGAUUGUGACUAGUUUUGUUCAGUUGUUAUACAUAUCUAUCAUUGUGCAUUCUGUGAUUUUGACAGGACAUAUGUUAGUCUGUUUUUUCUACCAAAGACAAAAAGUGAUGUUAUGUUUGCCGAUCCAUGAUCCUUUCUGGGUUUGAGACCAUUGUGUUUCUUCACAAGUUGUUCAUGCUAGUGGCUGGUACCUCUGACUCACCCUCCCAGUGCCUCAGAUUACCUUUCGAUGAGUUGGUCUUGUUAAGAAUUGGGAACAUUCUCCUCUAACUAACGAGUGUACAGUAUUGUGAAACAAUGCCAUUGUUUGUUAUAUAGAUUUCAGCUGUCCAUAUAUGACUCUCCGGUUAUUUUUCUUUUUCUUUUCUUUCUUUUUUUUUUUUUAUUGAUUUUUUGGUUGACCUUUUCUGUUUCUCUCUCUCUUUCUCUCUCUUGAGUGUUGUUUCCAUUAAGUAUAUAAAUAACAAAAUAAAAAAAUGAAAAAAAAAAAAUGCUGAAAAAUUCUGUAGUAACAAAUGUAGCUUGUAUAAACCUACAAUGGGUAAGGGUGAAAGAAAGUGUCUUUUUGUUUUCUAACCAGGAGAAAGAGGCUUUCAGCGGCACAAGCUGGACUUUGUCGCCACUUGAAGACAAGAUGUCAUUAAAUUAAAACCACAUCUCUGUAUCUCAAGGGACUUGAUUCAGCUGUAUGUAGUAAAAAUUAAUGUAUGGAAUAAAAAUUGUUUCUCCUGCUGGGACUUAAAAAAAAGGUAUUUGUAUUUUGCAGAGAAUUCAGUAAAGUUACUGGCUUUCUUAGUUA